Molecule: messenger RNA, 2716 nt
Organism: Platichthys flesus (European flounder)
Lineage: Eukaryota; Metazoa; Chordata; Actinopteri; Pleuronectiformes; Pleuronectidae
Product: regulator of G-protein signaling 9-like
Exons: 2
Source: RefSeq, a predicted model, not a curated record
UCACAGCUGUGCCGCUACACCACCCCUGUCCCCCACCUGGCUGUCUACUCUGGUUUCAACGACUCCCCCCCUCCCGACGCCUCACCCUCCUUCCCUUUCCUGGCCCUUACCCCGGCCUGCCCGUCCCCCAUCAGCGUGGCCUUAGACAGCACCUCGGCGUCCGAGCGGCGAGCGGAGGCCAGUGAAGGAGAGAGAGGGGGGGACCAGGAGGCCCAGGUCCCCUCAGGUGGGAGCUCGUCCAAGUCUCGGAUGCCGCUGUCGCUGCGCCGCCUGCUGAAGCGGGGCUGCACCCCCUCCACCGUGUUUGCCAGCUUGUCGCCUAAAUACCACUCAGCUGCCGGGGCAAGUAGCCGCAUCCAGCCAAUCAGCCCUGAUCAGCCCAGUCAGGCUCCUCCCAGACGGAUUGGCAAUUUCUUCCAGAUUAAAGUGGAUAUUCCUCCCGAGUGUCGCAUCUACCCCAUCGAGUCCGAGGACGAGGAGGAGGAGAACCGGGCGUCCUCUCGGGGCGGAGUGGGAGCCAAAGAGAUCAUCUGCCCCUGGGAGAGCCUCACUCCCCACAACGGGACAGGCUAACACUGGAAACCAGUGUGGAGCAGACGCAGUGAGUGUAUGGGCUGGCGGCAGAUUUCCCACUCAGUGUUUAUUGUCCCAGUCUAAACGUGGUCACAUUCUCACCACCAGGCCACAAACAACAACAUAGAUACCAAACAAUAACACAAGGGCAGACACAGAACUGUCACAGUGAGGCUCUACAGAGAUUUGUCUAUUGAACCAAACUACUUAUGUUCAGUGUUCGGAGUCCGACCGAUGUAUUGUCGAUUUGAUCAGAAACAUAUUAGUAUCUGCGUUUAUGUUCGACAAUAUGUGAACUUUCAUUUUACCGAAUAAACAACGCAGAAAUAUGUUUUAAUUUCCUUGAUUCAAUUUCGAUAUAUUUGGUUGAAUUUGUGUUUUAUUUUUAUUUAUAGCUACUUAGGAUUCAUGAUUUGGGUUAAACUGUAAAAUAUCAAGUCUCAGUUACUUAAAAUUUCAAUUACUACAGAAUUAUUGAAUUUGUUCACCCCCAUCAGACUCUAGUAUUCAACUUUCACUGCCUGUAGGUUUUAAAAGGCCCAGCUCCAUGUCUGCUGUAGCAGAAUCCUCCUCCUCCUCCUCCUCCUCCUCCGCUGCCUGAACAACCUUCACUACACAACACUGAGGUUAUGAGUCUUCCAGAACAGACCCUCCUCUCUGAGAAGAGUCACCAGAGGAAACUGUCAAAGUUUCUGAUUUACUUUAAGCGUUUUUUUUAUCUUUUCGUUUAACCGCUCGUGACUUUUCCUGAGAUUUAAAUCUGCUUGUGACGGCCACCAGGCUGUUUCUUCACACAACAGAGAAUAUUCAGUAGCUCGGAUAAGACAAAAGAAAAAACAGACACACACACAGAGAGAUCGGUAAUUUGCAUGUCAUUAAAAAAUGCAAGCCCCUCCUCGAGUCGUUCAUAUCCUACAAAAAAUUACAUACGGCAUUAAGUCAAUGGAAGCAGAAAUGACCAAAGCAACCAAAUUACUGUAAAUAUCGAUAUAUGACACCAGAGGAUGGCGCCACUGUACGGUCGUCUCGAUACAUGCACGUUUUGAUAGCAUCAAAUAAAUAUUUAAAAUCAGAUUCAGCAGAAUAAAUAUCACACAUUCAAUCUUCGACUUUUUAGUUUGCUCCAUGUCCCAUCUGCUAACAUGGAGGAGGUGGGUUUUCACCUCAUUGUACAGUCUCUGUUUUAGACAUAUCUGUAAUCACUUCACAAGCCUGCAGGCAGUUCAGUGUUUGAUACUCACACGUUUUGAGACGAGUAUUUUCCUUUAACUUCGGCCCUUAUCGUCCCCUGAUCUUUACAGAUGUGAGCCCCAGAUGUUUAGUGAGUGUUCGAGCAUCCAGGAGCCUCCGGACCCGAGCUGUAGCUUUCACAUUCAAACCUCGUGUCUGUUUCCGACCAGUAGCCCCACAGCAGCCUUAUCCACCUACACACCCCUCAGAGUUGUGUGUUUUUUGGAGAAUCAAGUCAGCGGCACGACAACAAAAAGUGUGACGGAGCAGAAAUGUGAAUAAUUAUUUUUGUGAUUGCCAAGGAGAGCGAAUACAUUAAUGUUUACAUUCUAGUCCGUGAUAGGCCCAGGGAGAUUUGGACAUAUAAUGACUCUACCUGUGCACAUGCCUGCUAAGAUUAUAGACAAUGUAUUUAUAUAUUUGCUGAAUCCGUUCUACGAAGUGGAGAAGUGUUCUUGUGCUGCUAAAUAGACGUAGAUGCCUCAUCCCUAAUUUACCUCUUUAUGGCUUUUUAUGUGAAAACGCCUGAACAGAUGCAUUUCAGGUGAAGUGAGAGCCACUCGAGUUCAUGAAUGAGGUUUGUAACAGAGUAAUAGUUUUGUAUUUGACUCCCCUGCUGUUUUGUAGCUGUUGUUUACUGUUUACUACCCUGAACGAGGUGUUGAUGUACUUCUCACAUGUCCCCCCCCACAUAGAUGGUGGUGUGUAUGUGUGCGUGUGUGUGUGUGUGUGUGUGUGUGUGUGUGUGUGUGUGUGUGGUUGCGUGCGUGCGUGUGUGUGUGUGUUUGGGGGGGUUACAAUGUGAAUUAACCGUUGGAAUGUAUUAUCUUUACCAUGUUUACAGAAGCAAGAAUGUGAAAUAUACCUUGAAUUUGAUGUAUUUGAUUUGUACAUUCCAUGGCUUGUGUCAAGU